AUGAGUUCGACUGAAGCUACACCAUCAUUUGAUGUGACCGAUGGUUCAGAAACAAUGAAUGAUUUUUCAUUUGAAAAUAAUCAAAGGAAAUAUUUUACAAAAAGUGAUAAACAACAAGUUGAUAUUGAAAAAACAAGUAAUAGAUUUAAAUAUUUGUUAGGAUUGACUAGUUUGUUUCGUCAUUUUAUUGAAGCUAAAGCAAAUAAAGAUCCUUUAUUUCGUAAAAUUGUCGAUGAUAUUCAUGAUUCAGAAUCCAAGCCAGGCAAAAAGGGAUCCGAUGCUAGUAAAAGAAGAAGAAAAACUGAAAAGGAAGAAGAUGCAGAAUUGUUAAAAGAUGAAAGAUUAACUAGUUCAAUUUUUGAAUUCACUGAAAGUCCAGGAUAUGUUGAUGGGAAAUUAAGACCAUAUCAAAUCCAAGGUUUAAAUUGGUUAAUUUCAUUAUAUGAAAAUAAUUUAUCUGGGAUCUUAGCUGAUGAAAUGGGUUUGGGUAAAACUUUGCAAACAAUUUCAUUUUUAGGAUAUUUAAGAUAUAUGAGAGGUAUUAAUGGUCCUCAUCUUGUUAUCACACCUAAAUCAACUUUGGAUAAUUGGCAACGUGAGUUUAAUCGUUGGAUUCCUGACAUCAAAGUUUUGGUUUUGCAAGGGGAUAAAGAUGAAAGAGCAGAAUUGAUCAAAUCAAAGGUUAUGCAAUGUGAAUUUGAUAUUAUCAUUGCAAGUUAUGAAAUUGUCAUUAGAGAAAAGUCUACACUUAAAAAAUUUGAUUGGGAGUAUAUUGUCAUCGAUGAAGCUCAUAGAAUUAAAAAUGAAGAGUCUUUGUUAUCACAAAUCAUUAGAAUGUUUCAUUCUAAGAAUAGAUUAUUAAUCACCGGUACUCCAUUACAAAAUAACUUGCGUGAAUUAUGGGCUUUGCUUAAUUUCAUUUUACCAGAUGUUUUUGCGGAUAACGAAUCAUUUGAUGAAUGGUUCCAAAAGGAAGACCAAGAAGAAGAAGAUCAAGAUAAGGUUAUUUCUCAAUUACAUAAAGUUUUGAAACCUUUCUUGUUGAGAAGAAUCAAAGCCGAUGUUGAAAAGUCAUUAUUACCAAAGAAGGAAUUGAAUGUUUAUGUUAAAAUGGCUCCAAUGCAGAAGAAUUUGUACAAGAAAAUUCUAGAGAAGGAUAUCGAUGCUGUUAAUGGAUCUAAUGGUAAAAAGGAAUCGAAAACAAGAUUGUUGAAUAUUGUCAUGCAAUUGAGAAAAUGUUGUAACCAUCCAUAUUUGUUUGAAGGUAUGGAACCAGGUCCACCAUACACCACUGACGAACAUUUGGUGUUUAAUUCGCAAAAGAUGCUUAUUUUGGAUCAAAUGUUGAAGAAAUUCCAACAAGAAGGCUCAAGAGUAUUGAUUUUUUCACAGAUGAGUAGAAUGUUGGAUAUUUUAGAAGAUUAUUGUUACUUCCGUGAAUAUCAAUACUGUCGUAUUGAUGGUCAAACUGAACAUUCUGAUAGAAUCAAUGCCAUUGAUGAGUAUAAUAAACCAGGAAGUGAAAAGUUUGUGUUUUUAUUGACAACAAGAGCUGGUGGGUUAGGUAUUAAUUUAACCACUGCUGAUAUUGUUAUUUUAUUUGAUUCAGAUUGGAAUCCACAAGCAGAUUUACAAGCUAUGGAUCGUGCUCAUAGAAUUGGUCAAACCAAGCAGGUUAAAGUUUUCAGAUUUAUCACUGAAAAUGCUAUUGAAGAAAAAGUUUUGGAAAGAGCAACCCAGAAAUUAAGGUUAGAUCAAUUGGUUAUUCAACAAGGUAGAAAUACUGGUGGAUUAGAUGGACAACAAAGUAGUAAGGCUGCAUCGAAGAAUGAAUUAUUGGAUUUGAUUCAAUUUGGUGCUGCUGAUAUGUUCCAUAAGGAUAACUCUGCUGCGCCAGGAGGAUCUGGUGAAGGGGAAGCCACGGUUGACAUUGAAGAUAUUUUGAAGAAAUCAGAAGAAAAAACUCAAGAGUUAAAUGAAAAGUACGCCAAGUUGAAUUUGAAUGCUUUGCAAAAUUUCAGUAAUGAUGAUUCAGUCUAUAAUUGGAAUGGGGAAGAUUUCAAAAAGAAAGAAUUGGGAAUCCAAUUACCGGUUGUUGAACUUGGUAAGAGAGAACGUAAGGAGAAUUAUUCUGUUGAUACCUACUAUAGAGAUGUUUUCAAUGCUGGUAGUAAUAAAUCGUCUUCAACUACUAGUAGAUCUGGUCCAAAACCACCUAAACAAUUAAACAUCUAUGAUCAUCAAUUCUACCCAGCAAAAGUUCUUGAGUUGUAUGAAUUGGAAAAGAACUAUUAUAGAAAACAAAUCAAUUAUAAAGUUCCCUUAAAAGCUGCUGAUAAAAACACUCUGCAGGAAGAGCUAGAAAAGGAGCAGCGUUUGGAACAAGAAGAAAUUGAUAAUUCACGCCCAUUGACUGACGAAGAAAGAGCUUUGAAAGAGGAGUUAAUGCAACAAGGUUUUAGUACUUGGAACAGAAGAGAUUUCCAUCAUUUCAUACUGGUUUGUUCCAAGUAUGGACGUAAUUCUAUUAGAUUAAUUUCCCAAGAGUUUGAAGACAAGACUGAAGAGGAAGUUCGUGAAUAUGCGCAAGCAUUUUGGAAAAACUAUCAAGAAAUUGAUGGGUACGAACGUUAUAUUAACCAGAUUGAACAAGGUGAGGAAAAGAUCAUCAAGGGUAAAGUACAAAAGGAAGCAUUGAGAAGAAAAUUAUCACAGUACAAAUAUCCAUUGCAAGAAUUGGUAUUAAAAUACCCUCCAGCAUCAACCAACAAACGUGUUUUCAGUGAUGAAGAGGAUAGAUUUUUAUUGGUUCAAUUAUACAAAUAUGGACUUGAUCUGCCUGAUGUUUAUGAUAACAUAAGAGAAGCUAUUCGUCAAUCACCAUUAUUCCAAUUUGAUUUCUUUUUCCAAACAAGGAAUUCAGGUGAAUUAUCAAGAAGAUGUACAACUUUAUUGGGAUGUGUGUUGAAAGAAAUAAACCCUGAAAACAAUGUCAAUUAUGGUGCCGGUUCAAACAAUGGGAAACGUUCAAAGGAUGCUACACCUGAACCUAAAAGUAAAAAACAAAAGAAGUAA
Messenger RNA from Candida tropicalis MYA-3404, 3075 nucleotides. RefSeq names its product chromatin-remodeling ATPase. Gene Ontology annotation, biological process: regulation of transcription by RNA polymerase II; nucleosome organization. The record is from RefSeq and is a predicted model, not a curated record. Bases 1 to 3075 code for a protein of 1024 amino acids. The transcript has a single exon. Gene Ontology annotation, cellular component: nucleus; chromatin. Lineage: Eukaryota; Fungi; Ascomycota; Pichiomycetes; Serinales; Debaryomycetaceae. Gene Ontology annotation, molecular function: ATP hydrolysis activity; ATP binding; DNA binding.